Teleopsis dalmanni is the source of this 1240-nucleotide messenger RNA. It is a transcript of the gene mRpS2, whose product is annotated as 28S ribosomal protein S2, mitochondrial. The coding region runs from base 97 to 882 and encodes 261 amino acids. The transcript is spliced from 3 exons. Gene Ontology annotation, molecular function: structural constituent of ribosome. Gene Ontology annotation, cellular component: ribosome; mitochondrial small ribosomal subunit. The record is from RefSeq and is a predicted model, not a curated record. NCBI's taxonomy places the organism in Eukaryota, Metazoa, Arthropoda, Insecta, Diptera, Diopsidae. Gene Ontology annotation, biological process: translation.
UGUAAAAACACAACUCUGCGUUUUAUUUAACUUGACGUUUCACAGCGAAAAAUCCGCAUUUGUGGUUACGAAGUUUGAGAAAAUAUAGAAAGCAGUAUGUUCGCUGGAAGGAUUAGCUUAAAUAUAGGUAGAAGUACAUUAAAACUUAUGUCAUGUCGUUCACAAUCAACAAUACUAAAUGUAUCUCCCGAGUUAAAAGAGGAACAACAUGGACCAAAAGAUAUCAGUACAUUUGAACAAGAGUUUUUAAAACAUCCAGAUUACUUUCAAGUUCACAAUAUGUUUACUGUAAGUGAUUUGUUUAAUGCCCGCGUUCAUUACGGCCAUAAAAUUGGUUCACUAGACGAACGUAUGCGGCCAUACGUGUAUGGAUCACGUUUAGGUCACAUAAUAUUUGAUUUAGACAAAACUGCCUCAAAUUUAAGAGAUGCACUCAAUUUCGUAGCACAUAUUGCUUUUCGUGAUGGUAUUAUUUUGUUUUUAAAUCGUAAUGCGUUAAAUGGGCAUUUAGUGGAGAAAAAAGCUAUGGAAGCAGGAGAAUUUUCACACACCAGAUUUUGGCGUGGUGGUAUCUUUACAAAUGCCAAUAUACAAUUUGGUGCUGUCACACGGUUGCCUGACCUUUGUAUAUUUCUUAAUAUACAAAACAAUGUUUUAACACAGCAUGUUGCGGUACGAGAUGCAGCCAAAAUGGCAAUUCCUACAGUUGGCAUAGUUGAUAGUAAUUGCAAUCCAAAUCUGAUUACUUAUCCAGUACCGGGUAAUGAUGACUCGCCUGCAGCAAUUGAAUUAUAUUGUAAUUUGUUUAAGGAAGCAAUAUUACGUGGUAAAAACAAAAGACGAGAAUUAUUUGGAGAGUCUGAAAAUAUCACUAAAGUAUAGAAAUCGCCAAUGAGUAAACGCAGCUUUAGACAAUUAAUAAAAGAUAAUUACUGGAUUACAAAUGUACUCUGCAUAUAUGUACUUGUGAUAAGGACCUUCCAUAUAAACAUUUACUAACUGAAUCAUAAUACAAAAGGCAAGUGUCAAUUAUUCAAUUCAAUAUACUAAUAAGUAGUCAAUGGAUUACUAUAUUGACAACAGACAACCAGUUUCCACUCAUUUCUUCUAUUUGGAACACAAAUGGAUGGUCACCUAUUUGAGCUAUAACAACCGUAACAGUAUUUUUAAUAAAAAUAGUCGCAUUGAUGGAAUUUGACUUUAAAUAAACAUUCCUGGUGCAAUAAGUUUAAUUAUAAGU